Molecule: messenger RNA, 558 nt
Organism: Scomber scombrus (Atlantic mackerel)
Lineage: Eukaryota; Metazoa; Chordata; Actinopteri; Scombriformes; Scombridae
Gene: plekhb1
Product: pleckstrin homology domain containing B1
Exons: 6
Coding region: 1-558 (185 amino acids)
Biological process (GO): regulation of cell differentiation
Cellular component (GO): membrane
Source: RefSeq, a predicted model, not a curated record
AUGGCGCUCCUGAGGUCAGGCUGGCUGUGGAGACAGACUUCUGUCCUAAAACGCUGGAAGUUAAACUGGUGUGACCUCUGGAUAGAUGGGAGUCUUUGCUUCUAUAAGACCGACAGCAGACGAGAGUUGGAGUACCGCGUCAGCCUCAAGACCACAUGCAUAGAUGUGCGGUCAGGCCUGGAAUGUGGAGGUGUGACUCCACCAGAGAGUCAUCCCAGGGAGAAUCUCGUCGUGGUUCAGCUCGCAGACGGCUCAACAGUCAACUUGUGUGCCAACAGCGAGGAUGAAUCUAUAGCGUGGAAACUGACUCUUCUAGAGACCAAGAGAAACCCGGUGUUCACAUAUGACCCAUAUGAUGACUCCUACCAGGCUAUCCCCAUUAACAGCUAUCAGACUGUCUACAUCACACCUGGAGCAGGACCAGGCACCCACCAGGUGGUUGUUCAGAGGGACCCGUUUGAUUCAGUGGCGGAGACUGUUGCACUGGGAUUACUGACAGGCAUGGCGGCAGGGGCAGCCAUGCGAUCCUUCCUCUGGAUGCCCUUCUUUUUCUGCUGA